CUGAGGAGAGGAGAGUGUUGGAGCCACUGAUUAAGCUACAGAAGUGGGGAAGUGGACACACAGCUGGGCUACAGGGUGGCUUUAGUGCCUCUAAAUCUUACACUCACCUUCAAACAAACUGAUGCAGAAGAGGACGAUGAAGAACUUGUUCCUCCUGCUCACGCUAACAAUGAUGCCACUUCCUGCAUCUUCAGCCCGCAAGGUGAAGCGGCAGAUUGAUUUCUGGGGGGGCUGGGGAGAAUGGAGCGAGUGCAGUCGGAGCUGUGGCGGGGGCAUCAGCUUUCGGCAACGGCGCUGCUACUCACAAAGGACAGAUGGUGGGUCUAACUGUAUUGGACCAACUCGAAACCAUCGCUUGUGCAAUAUUCAGAGCUGCCCUGAGGGCUCCAGGGACUUCCGAGCAGAGCAGUGUGCUGAGUUUGAUGGGACAGAAUUCCAAGGAAAGAGAUACAAGUGGCUGCCUUAUUAUGGAGCUCCCAAUAAAUGCGAGUUAAACUGUAUUCCCAAGGGAGAGAACUUCUACUACAGGCACAAGGAAGCAGUGGCUGAUGGGACGCCCUGUGAGCCAGGCAAACGGGAUGUCUGUGUCGAGGGAGUCUGCCAAGCUGUCGGCUGUGAUAACAUGCUCAAUUCUGCCAAGAAGGAAGACAAGUGCCUGCAGUGUGGAGGGGAUGGCAGGGCCUGUUACGAAGUGAAGGGCACUUUUGAUGUGCUCAACCUCCCCAAAGGUUACAAUCAAAUCUUCAUCAUUCCCAUGGGAGCCACAAGCCUCCGCAUUAAGGAAGUUAUGCCCAGCAGGAACUUCCUGGCCAUCAAGAAUGUGCAGGGGGAAUACUAUCUGAAUGGGCACUGGACGAUUGACUUCAGCCGAGACCUGCACAUCGCUAGCACAGUUGUGCACUAUGAUAGAGGCUCGGAGGGGGACCUGGCCCCUGAGCUGCUUCACUCCAGGGGUCCCACCACUGAGCCCUUAGUCACUGAGCUCAUCAGCCAGGAGCCAAACCAGGGGGUGCAGUAUGAAUACUACCUGCCCUUGCAAGGGCACAGCUCGGGCUACAGCUGGAGCUAUGGCUCCUGGAGUGAUUGCAGCUCUGAGUGUGGCGGAGGUUACCAGUCACGCCUGAUGUUCUGCACCAUAGACAAUGAAGCCUAUCCAGACUAUAUGUGCAGGGACAAACCAAAGCCAGCCAAUAACCGGACAUGUGGUCUUCAAGCCUGUCCCCAGACAAAACGGAUAUCUUACAUCUAUCUGCCGAGAAUGUGGAGCCACAGCGGAGCCUGGAGCUCUCAAAUGAAGAGCUGGAAAACCGGGGAGUGGGGAGCCUGCUCAGCCACCUGCGGGGGAGGUACCCAAACGCGUUCCGUUUACUGCAUGUCAUACAAUGGACAAGGCUCCACGGGGGUGGUGGACGAUGCCAAGUGCAUGGCCUUUGCCGAGCAGCCCCGCAGCACGCAGCCCUGCAACAUGCGACAGUGUGCAACGUGGAGCGCAGGGCCCUGGUCAGAGUGCUCAGCCAGCUGUGGAGAGGGUGUUCAGACCCGGACUGUCACCUGCAGAACCGAGUUGGGAUCUGAGACUCAAGACUUUGCCUGCCUGACAGAGCCUAAACCACUCCUCAGACAGCCCUGCAGCAAGGAGAAUUGCAUCCAGAAAAUUGGUUGGCACAUUGGAGUCUGGGGCCUGUGUUCGAAGAGCUGUGACUCAGGCAUCCGAAAACGCCAGGUCAUCUGUGCUGAUGGCGAUUCCAAAUUCUACCCCCCUGAGACGUGCAAGGCCAGCCAGCCGCAGACCCCAGCCGUGCUGGGAAGCUGCAACACUCAGCCCUGCUAUCUGCCGCAGCAGGUUCCCAGUAUGCAGGACACCACAGGCUAUGACAUCAGCCGAGAGUACUUGCUGACCCGCUACUACCCAGACAGUGGCACUGCAGUUUAUAGCAAUGAAAGAACAAUCCAAGGUAGCUCCACACACCAUCAGCUCCAGCCCAGUGAAGACCAUAGCUCUAACUUCUUGCCUCUUCGUUGGGAAUCCCACUCAAGCUCUUCAGGAUCCCGGCAGUUCAGCUCCCAUCAGGAUAUUGCCACAGGGACUGGCCCUUGGGACUGCAGCCAGAGCCCUCAUGGCUGCUGCUCAGAUGGCCGCACUCCGGCUUCUGGCCCUUUUGGGCAAGGCUGCCCCUUCAGCACAUGCCAUCAGAGCAGGUAUGGAUGCUGUCCUGAUGGAAUAUCAGCUGCCCAGGGCCCCAACAAUGUGGGUUGCACACAAUAUUACAGUGAUGUUUAUAUGAGCAGAAACAGGCCCGCUGCAGCCUCCCCAACGGCAAGCCAAGCUUUGUCCCAGCAGAACCCGUCUGAUGAGUGUCGAGGGUCUUUCUAUGGCUGCUGCUAUGACAACAUUGCUACAGCUUCAGGACCUCAAGGGGAAGGAUGCCUCAACAGACCCAGCCAACCUUAUCCUGUCAAGUGUCUGCUGCCCAGUGCCCAGGGCCCCUGCACAGACUGGACCACUCGCUGGUACUUUGUAACUGCUGUCAGCAAGUGCAACCGGUUCUGGUAUGGUGGUUGCCAUGGCAACACAAACAACUUUGCCUCAGAGGAGGAGUGCAUGAGGGCCUGCCAAGGCUCCACUGGAACAAGCAGUGUGCGGCACCAGCACCACAGGGGGACUUCGCACAUCCACUCUGGCUCCCACCCACGAGAGGGAGAAGCCCAAGGACAGCCGCAGCCAUCUGCAAGAGGGACUGAGAAUCAUAGCCAAGGAGGAGGAACACGAGGGUCCUUCCAUGUUAUCCAGCCUGGGCCUGAUAGCCAUACAGCAUGGCAGGGCACAGGGCUGCACCACAGGGAGAAUGGCUGGAGCAGGACCAUGAAUGUGGAUAUACUGCCAGAGUCUUCACAGAGGAAUGGCACUUUGGUUAGCCAGCGCUGGGGCUCUCGUCACUCUUCAGCUCCUGGGGAAAGGAGGACAGACCAAUCAAGCCAGCUGCAUGGCAGGGGAGAAACAAUGGUGUCUGGGCACUCGGAGAGGCAGCUAACUGUCAAUGGGCAGGUGGUGCAGCAUGAACAUGAGCGGUGGCGGAGUUCCUCUGGAGCAGACACUCCAGGGGUGGAUGGACUUGGGCAUCGAACCUUGCCGGGUUCCACCUUGCAGCGAAGCUUGUACAGAGUCAUCCUGGAAGGAGCCGAGUCCUCUGUAGUGGAGGCAGCCUUGGGACAGACCGUUCAUCUUCUCUGCAAGGCAGGUUCUUUUCCCUUCCCCAGAAUUGAGUGGCAGAAAGAUGGGAAGCCACUAUCAUCUGACAGGCAUGCCUACCAGUCUGACAGUUCUUUGGUGAUCAGCCGUGUCAGGGCUGAGGAUGCUGGGAUGUACACAUGCAUAACUUCAGAUGGGAAGAUGGAGAGCCGACAGAUUCAGCUAAGGAUCAAAGAGGACCGUGGAUCUCCUCUGACAGAGGGUAUUAGAGGUCGGCUCCUCCAUGGUCUGAAUCACCAACACAGAGAUCUCACCAGAGGAGUUAAUACUGUACAGUCAUCUGGUUCCUCUGUACACCAGCCACUCAUGUACAGAUUAAUAAUGGAUAAGAAUGAGCCUUCGGUGGUGGAUGCCAACAUUGGGGAGCAAGUCAGACUGCCCUGCAGAGUAGAAGCCUCACCUGCUUUAACCAUCGAAUGGCAGAAGGACGGGCAGCCUGUCUCCUCUUCCAGGCACAGGCAGCAGUCAGAUGGUGCCCUGGUGAUCAGUCGUGUUGGCUCUGAAGAUGCUGGCUUCUUCACCUGCAUCGCUUCGAAUGGCCGUGACCAGGAUCAACGGCAGAUCCAACUUCGGACUCUAGGAGAGCUGAGGAUCACGGGCCUGCUGCCAAGCCUCACUGUGUUGGAGGGAGAGAAUGCCCAGCUCCAGUGCAUGGUGACAGGCAACAAUGUGAAUGUCAGAUGGUCAAGGAAUGGAGUUCCAAUGCGAGCGGAUGGUCACCACAUCCACCUGUCACAGGAUGGAAGCCUGAUUAUAAACAAUGCUCAGGCUGGUGACGAGGGAUCUUACACAUGCAAUGCCUACAGGGGCAGCAACUCUGUCAGUGCCAGCACCAAGGUGAAAGUGAUUAAGAGCAGACCUGAAGCUGUGGACCUGACCACCCAGUGUGUUGACCAGCCACACCUUGCCAACUGUGAUCUGAUCAUACAGGCCCAGCUCUGCACUAAUGAGUAUUACUCCAGCUUCUGCUGUGCCAGCUGUUCUCAGUACCAACCCCAGGACAACCCUUCUCACCAACAGGGAUGAGAAUCAGCUCUAGCCCAGCUCCCAAGAGAUGGCGGCCUAGGAAGAUUACUGGACAGGAACAGGGACUUUGUCCUUUUUACCCCAAAAAAACACAUUCUAGGAGCCUCGCUCUGCUCAUCACUCAGGUGGGCUGUUUUGCCAAUAUAUGAAUGCUACUCAGUGCCAUUGUUCAGAGGCAGUAGAAGCUCCACUGUCCUAAACACAUCACAGCUUCUUGUUUUCACACACACUUUGCUACAACAAACACCUGCCUUCAUUCACAGAAGAAAUACUAAGAACCAAAGAAUCCUGUUACUUUAGAGAAGCUUAACAGGCAGCGUGAAAGAGAGGGAGACACACUUCAUGCAAGCAAGAGAAAGCUUUCCUAAAAACAAAAUCUGUGAGCCACUUGGAGAAAGACAACCACCAUCCACUAAUACCCUGAACAGUGAGGCAGAAUGUUCCCAUCUAAAAGCCUGUGGGCACCGAAGGGCAACAGAACCUAUUGCAUGUAAACAUGGUGGUCUAAUCCCAUGACAGCCUCAGUGUUUCUCGAAGGCUAUUUCUUUCAUCCUAACACACUUCACAAACAUAACUCCAGACACAGGUCAUUUCAGCGUCCACUGAAAUAUGGCGAGUUUUGGGAAGAAACAGAUAUUGCUUAACUGAUCACAGCAACAGGGGCAUUUCAGGUGGGCCAAGUCCCUGUGCUUUAACCAUUCCUGCUUUUCUAAUUCAUCCAGCACCAUGCUGGGGCUUAGCACAAAGACUGCUUUCUGCCAACUGACUCCCCAGUGUUUUAGAGCUCUGUCCUCGCUUAACUGCCACGACUACAUGUCCUUUAGGACCCCACCCUCUCGGAGCGGUGGAGGAAGGCAUUCCAGCAGGGUGGUACUACAGGUAAGGAAUUCCACAUGCAGUGUAAAUAGAACAGAAGCAUUCAUCAGUCAUUUUGUGACCAACAAAGGGUGGCACCAUCAAAUGUAUACAAAGGACUGUGAAAGAAAACUGCAGUGCCUUGCUCAAGCCAAGACACGGUAACAUCCCCAAACAAUUAUUGCCUCCUACACUAGUGUAUUAUGUAUAAAGCUUCCUCUAGAGAAUUACUGGCAUAUGGAGCACCAUCUCCUUGUUCCAACAUGCCUGCUGUAGCUUGAGUGAGUUGGUCAGCUACACCCCUACGCUACGUUUCAGCAUGUGUAGAGGCCUAACCUACUCAGUGUUAUUCAACCUUUGGUAUUUCCCUCUUUGAUUCUAGGCUGGGCCCUGAAGCACUGCUUUUCCCUCCCAGCCAGCUGUCCCCACACAGUGUUGCUGAGUCCAUUUUACUAGCAUAAAACUGGAUUUUGGUCAGUUCAUGUGGGUUGUAGUGAAUGUGUGCUGGGUACAUGCUGAGGUCUAAACUAGUCAACAAACCUAAUAAUCUGCUAGGAAAGUCUCUAUUUUCUACUCUUUAACAAGGUUGAGCAAAAUUUUACUGUAGCAUAUCCCAUCACCUUUUCUCCUCCCAUGCAGGGUACUAAGCAAAAUUAGCCAUCCUUUCCUGUAACAGACUUUCUUUGCUCCUGUAUAAGGCAGCAUGGAAGUCUCCAUUCUCUUCCUAGUCUUGCUGUGACAUUAAGCAAAUCCCAACCCUUCUCUGCCUCAGUUUCUCCAUUAGUGAAAUAGGGACACCACCUGCCACACAGGAGUGUUAAGCACUUUUCUGGUUGGCAGUCACCAAGUGGAGAAAUAUAAAUUAGUGAAAUUCAAUUCCUAAAUCUCUCAAUAUUAAGAUUCCUCUCAGGGGGCUGUGUAUGUUCUCUACAUAGCACCAGCAGCAGGAGAACACCACUAGAGGCUAGCCCUGCCCCCUUCUGAUUUACCAUUGCAAUGCCCUGAAGCAAGCAUAUAGAGAAAAGUGAACGAAACACAGUUAGAACUUUAUCCGAAACUGAGUGGUCACCACACUUCCCCCAGGCUGAGCUGAAGACGAUUUACUAGUGUUUAAAACGUUAGCAAGAGUCAACCUUUGGUUAAGUUAUACAAUUAUGUAGCACUCAUGUAAAUGGUCAGCUCCUGCAGCACAGGAUUGGUAAUAAGUUCCACUUGAAGUAAAGGCCUUUUUUUGGUUAAAGCAGCUGAUGUCACCAUCUAGUUUUGAUGAAGUGGAGUUAGUUACAUUAAGUUGCUCAUACUCUCUCUUCACUGUAGAAAGAUGGAUGAUGGCCAGUUUCAGUAUAGAUAUUUUGAAGCAGCUGUCCAGGUAUUUGAUUUUUCAAAUGGAUUCCUAAAUAGACCCGUUACUUCACACUGUUUUAAAAAGACAUACAACCACCUUACAAACUGAAUGAAGAUGUCCUUUCCCCUACCCAUUUUAUUCUCUGAGAUUUUGCUGAAGCUUUAAUUGUAUAGUAACCAAACUAGCAGGUUGUUUACUUUUUUGGGCUGUCUCUAAAUAUCAUGAAGUAAAAUAUGUUCACUGUUCAGGGAAGAAUGUUAGUGGACUGCAGGAAGAUCACAUUCUGCUUGGACUGACAUCAAAUCUGAAUGUUGUAUUCCCCUUGACUGGCUAUCUACAAGAGGAAUGAAAAGUGACAUUUAUGGUAGCAUUUGUAUUUGAUGUUGCAGAAAAAGUGGUCACGCUGUAUUUGAGAAAUGGUAUGUUCAUGGUAUUAGACAACACAAGGGGCAGAGUUAAUGUUGCACGGCCAAUCUUAAACUCAGCAUUGCCUGACUUGAGUGCUUAGCCAUGCAACUUUAAAAUAACACAAUAAACGGACCUUUUUUUUUUUUUAAAAAAAGGUAGCACUUGCUAAGUCUGGAGGAACAUGGCCUAGGGUGCGUCUUACCCCAUGGACACACAUCAGGUUCUAGCAGUCACAGAAAGUACCAAUUUAUUUCAAUGGAAAAAUAAAAGCACAAGUUCCCUUUACCUGGGUUUAGUGUUUGAGACUAAACUUCUCUUAUCAUUCAAGAUACAAAUUACUGGAUUCAGCAGAAUGAUGAACUUUUUAAAAAGGGAAAUAUGAGCCACGUAGUGGCUUGUGUUUUAUACUUAGCCUCUCUGCACAGGAAAUCUAAGCACAUUCACCAACGCUCUUAUUGCAUCACCACUUACCUUAAUAGCAUAGGCAGCAGCUUACAUAUUUGUGGAAUACAAAGAACCUCAGAAAAAAUGGAGAACAGUGAGAACAGAGAUUGAUUGCCUUCUCCAGGGGCUGCCAGGAUCUUCAUGCCUUUAUGCUGGGUAAGAGAAAAACACCUUCUCUACUCUUUCCCAUUCUGUUACGUGACACAGGAAGACUGAUAGCUUUGGGCAUAACUGCCAUGGAACAGAAGGGUAUCCACCCCCUGGAAACAAAUAAGAGCCUGAGACAUUCACUCUGAUAUGUGAAUCAGUGAUGCAAAUCAAGGAUCUCACUAGGCAGUGAAAAAUGCUAUGAGUCUGAUUUUCAAAAUACUCAAAACAUUCAAAUGAAGUCAAUGAGAACCUUGGGUGCCCAGCACAUUUAAAAAUCAGGUCCAAGAGCUCUAGGUAACCAGUUUUAAUAGUAUGUAGAAAAUAUGAGAAAAGGAAUUUAGCUGUUGAAAGAAUCAAUAUUUUGUUUAACACAGGCACUGAAGUGACUUCUCAGCUUAUCAGGCAAGUAAGGGUAUGAACUGAGUGCACAGGAUACAAAGAAGGCAUGCAGAGGGAGAAAGAAGGAAAACUUUGCAAAAUGCAAGUUUCUACCACCAACAUUUAUUUCUGUUAAAGCAGAUUAUAAAUCAUCAUCAUCAUCAGUACAAAUAUAUAACUUACUUUUGCUUGUAAGGCCAAAGUUUAAAAGUAAAGUUAAAAUGAGAUGGAUUUCACAAGUCACCAGAGGCAGAACUUGGAACAGCUGCAGCCCUAAUCACAAGUUUCACAAACAAAGUUAAAAAACGAAUCUAUGGAGCAAACACAAAAUGGGUUCCUGGGUAGCCCCAGAUUGUAGAUAUGGGUACAGUAAAUCACAGUAG
Messenger RNA from Chelonia mydas (Green sea turtle), 8239 nucleotides. It is a transcript of the gene PAPLN, whose product is annotated as papilin, proteoglycan like sulfated glycoprotein. Gene Ontology annotation, cellular component: extracellular matrix. Bases 122 to 4276 code for a protein of 1384 amino acids. NCBI's taxonomy places the organism in Eukaryota, Metazoa, Chordata, Testudines, Cheloniidae. The record is from RefSeq and is a predicted model, not a curated record. Gene Ontology annotation, biological process: extracellular matrix organization. Gene Ontology annotation, molecular function: metalloendopeptidase activity; serine-type endopeptidase inhibitor activity. The transcript has 28 exons.